CAAAAAAUUUAUUCGUUCUGGAGAGUUCCAGAAAUACACCAAACUCUUCUCCUCCUUUCGUUCUCUCCAGAAAUGUCCACUCUUCACUAUAUAUCAGACUAGAUACUAUUCCCUAAUUGCGUUUCGGGUUCCAACUUUUAUAUCUUGAUCGUAGCAUAAAUAAAAUGCCUCAAGUUCUGUCUAAUUUGGGCGUCUCUUGCCCCCUGUACUCGACGAGGAUUAGCAAAUCGUGCAAUCCCGUCGGCGGAAACUUUCAACAGUUUGUAUUGAAGAAUGGCAGACAGUUUGGGUUUAGCAACAGAAGAAGUAUCAAGGCUAUGGCAGAGAGUAGAGAAAACCUUGACCACUUACAGAGACCCAGCAAGCACCAGCAAUCCCAGCCCAGGAGAAGACCCGCUUCAAUUGGAUUGUGGGACAGGUUUCCAACAGCAAGGACAGUACAACAGAUGAUGGAGACAAUGGAGAGGGUGAUGGAGGAUCCAUUCGAGUACUCAGGCGGGUGGCCGUCGCCGUUACCAAGUGAGGGAGGUGGGUAUAGUAGAGGGAGGACACCAUGGGAGAUAAAAGAAGGGGAGGGUGAGUACAAACUGAGGUUUGACAUGCCUGGGAUGACCAAGGAGGAUGUGAAGGUGUGGGUGGAGGAGAAGAUGCUGGUUGUUAAGGCUGAGAAGGUUCCCAAGAAGGAGAAUAAUGGUGGAGAAAAGGGCGAAGGAGAGAAGGAGGAGGACUGGUCUGCUAAGAGCUAUGGAAGGUACAGUAGUAGAAUUGCUUUGCCUGAAAAUAUCCACUUUGAGAAGAUCAAAGCUGAGGUUAAAGCUGGAGUCUUGUAUAUUACUAUCCCUAAAGCUGUUACCUCUGGCAAGUUUCUGGACAUCAAUGUCCAUUGAUUACUUUCACCGUAUAAGGAUUCAAAUAAAAUCUUUGACUGAUGCAAUCAUCACACUUUUCCAA
This is a messenger RNA of Tripterygium wilfordii, 951 nucleotides long. Its product is annotated as small heat shock protein, chloroplastic-like. The record is from RefSeq and is a predicted model, not a curated record. Bases 165 to 887 code for a protein of 240 amino acids. The transcript has 2 exons. NCBI's taxonomy places the organism in Eukaryota, Viridiplantae, Streptophyta, Magnoliopsida, Celastrales, Celastraceae. Gene Ontology annotation, biological process: response to heat.